GCGCUCCUUCCAUAGUCGUUAUCGUUCGGUGCAAAUCUGCUUUUAGAUUAGUUUGACGCAGACGUAAUAUUGCCUUGACUUUCCACAUGUUUAUUCGUGAUGAGCUCAGCCUAGUUAAUUGCACGAUAUCGACGAUAUCAUGAAACAGCAUUGACAACGUAAUUGGUGGUCGUGUUAAGAGCUAGUGCUCCAUUGGCAUACAUUGGAAAAAUUACUCCAUUAGAAUUAUCCGAUGCAGCAACAAUGAGCAAUCUGAUCAAUUUAUAUAGACUAACAUUAAAUGCCCGAAGUAACAGCAGGAUUUAUUACAGUGGAUCGUGCUCUUCGUCUAGGAUCCAGAAAGUAUAAUGUGACAAGAGGUACAAUGGGGGUGACAAUACGAAUCUUCGCAGCACUCGCAUGCCUAACGAUCGUGAAAUGCAGCGACAUCACACCCUCUGUCUUCGGCAAUGUGUUAGAUGCUAUGCCGGCAGCCUUUGGAGAUUUCAACUCCGACGAGCUAACGGAUGUAUUUGUGCUGCGUAAAGAUGGCAAAACAUUAGAGAUUCUACUUGCAGCAGAACAGGAGCCACUCCUACGCCCUGGGACAAAUCUUAGUUGUACAUUUCGUGAUUUAGUGACCAGUGUCGUGCCUGGAGAUUUCGAUGGAGAUGUGUUCAUGGAUGUAUUAGUAACUACAUUGCAUAUUGAGGACGAUAAGAAGAAGACCAAUGUCUACGUUCUAUGGGGUGGCGAAGGGCAGCUUAAUUGCAGCGACGAGUCAAAGCCCCUCUUAGAAAUGCAGGGUCAACCACUGGCCAUAGAUUAUAAUCAGGAUAUGAUUAUAGACCUUUUUGGCUUAGAUGUCAACUAUCAGCGAACUUUUUGGAUAUUUACUCCAGACAGAGCAAACCAAAGCGUAAUACCAAUGGAAAAGGGUGGACUGGACAGACUGCUGCCUAUACGGGCGCCUCACUCUAAUGCAUUUCUUGAUCUGAAUGGAGACUUUCUUCCAGAUCUUGUUGUUACCACAAAGGAGUACUUUGAGAUAUGGCAUGGAAUUACCAAAUCACAUGGGUCUGGGUUUGUGUACUCCAAAACUAUAGAACUGCCUCAUGAGAUAUCACGUCAGUCCUCGUUCUCUGGAUACAUAGGGCAGUCUUUGUUUCUGGACAUUGAACUCACUGGAAAGAUGGAUUUGGUCCUGCCAGUAUGCUUCGACAGUGAUUGCAAAAACAGUACUAUUAUGAUCUAUUCGGAUGGCUGGCAUGUGUUGCCGAAGUUAAACUUCCAGGAUAGUGAAAACAAUGUAUGGGGCUUCGUGCCAAUUGAUGGCAGACGUUACACAGACACUAUUACUGUCCGCUGGGGAGACUUUAAUAUGGAUGGAUACCCAGACCUUCUGGCUACACUGUACUCCGACACUAAGAAACAAUUCAGAUCGGUGCUACUGCAGAAUGUAGCCUGCAACAACUGUGGAAAUCUUAACAGGACCUUCCAAGUCAUGUGGAAUGCCUUAAAUCCAUUCUAUAACGAAACGGUAAUGGCCGUUUUCUACGACUUCUACCAGGACGGUAUCUUGGAUGUCAUACUGAUCGAAUUAGAUAAAAAUCGCAACCUUUAUCAAGCUGCUGCAUUCAAGAAUAGUCUCGACUACGAUGCAAACUUUAUUAAAGUUAUGGUACUCACUGGACGUACUAACAGUAAAUACCCUAUUUCUCCUGGCAUCCUUGGAAAGAAGAAACGUACUUAUGGGACCAAUCUACCAGGACCCUCGAUAUCCUACAAGACGACAACUCAAGAUGGCAGUCCUCGUAACGGCAUCGCUGCUCAGUUACCGCAGAGUGCUCACUUUUCGCUGAAUCUACCAUUUACUACAUUUGGCCUGGGCAGGACACCGAACUUCAUUGAUACAUUGAUCAUAGGGGUAGCUGGGGAAUCCCGUGAGUGGCCUCAAAUAAUUCCGAACUCCCAGAUGGUGGUGAUUCCCAAUCCGAUAGAUAAACCAUCUGGAUGGAAGGCUCAACUGUUUGUAACACCCAGUAAGUUGAUAUUGUUGAGUGCAGCAGCCUUGUUGGCCACAUGCAUUCUCAUCUCCGCCAUAAUCGUGGCUCUCUAUUGGAAGGAGAGACGAGAGGACAAAAUUGAGAAACUGCAGGAGGCUCACAGGUUUCACUUCGAUGCUAUGUAACCUGUGAAAAGCUUUAGAUUCUCGUGUAAGUGUAAUGUUAUAAAUAAUAUUUAAUUACUAAGCACCCUGUACAACAAUUUUCUUCCCUUUAAGGUAUCCUUGUCUUGACAAAUACUGCACACCUUUGAAUAUUUAAAAAACCCCAUAGGGUAUGUUAAUAUUUUCAAUGUUUCUCCAAGGAUACUUUGGAGCACGAUGUACUUGUUUUAAAUCUCACUAUUUAUUUUAAUUAUUAAUGUAUUCGUAAUGAUUUCAUAUUGAUAUCAUAAAAAUAAAAGAUGAAAGAGGG
Messenger RNA from Orussus abietinus, 2459 nucleotides. Its product is annotated as T-cell immunomodulatory protein. Lineage: Eukaryota; Metazoa; Arthropoda; Insecta; Hymenoptera; Orussidae. Bases 281 to 2170 code for a protein of 629 amino acids. The record is from RefSeq and is a predicted model, not a curated record. The transcript is spliced from 4 exons. Gene Ontology annotation, cellular component: plasma membrane.